Messenger RNA from Puma concolor (puma), 1055 nucleotides. It is a transcript of the gene TREM1, whose product is annotated as triggering receptor expressed on myeloid cells 1. Lineage: Eukaryota; Metazoa; Chordata; Mammalia; Carnivora; Felidae. Gene Ontology annotation, biological process: chemokine production; neutrophil chemotaxis; neutrophil-mediated killing of gram-negative bacterium. The record is from RefSeq and is a predicted model, not a curated record.
ACUUUCUGGAGCCUCUAGGUCAGAAUGUCCCAGGCACCACCGUGGCUGUUGGGGUUGGUACACAUGAAGGAUGAAGAAGGCUGGGCUCUGGGGGCUGCUGUGGAUGGUCUUCAUCUCAGAACUCCAAGCUGAAAAUGAAUCAAAAGAAGAAAAAUUUAUAAAAGAGGGGGAGACCCUGAAUGUAAAUUGUCCCUUCUCCACCGAGAAGUACUCCUACAGCCAGAAAGCUUGGCAGAAGCUGAUAGAUGGAAGGAAGCCUGUGACGCUGGCCUUAACAACGAGUACUUCAGGCAAUCCUAGUCAAGUCCGGGAGGGCAGGUACUUCCUAGAAGACAUCCCCAGUGAGGCCAUCCUGCACGUCCAAAUGACCAAUCUUCAAGUGGAGGAUUCAGGAUUGUAUCGGUGUGUGAUCUACUACCUUUCCAAAGAGCCGGAUGUCCUGUCCCCCCUUUUCCACGUGGUGGUGAUCAAGGAUCCUUUAAACACCACUGCCUUGGAUGAGAAUCAUACUCGGAAACUGCAGAUUUCCACCUUUCCUCCUACCACCACCAGAGCCCAGGGCACACUCGUUGACAGACCCAGGACUGUGACCAAACUCCCGCCCAAAUCAACUGUUGACUUCUCCUCUCCUGGCUUUGGAGUCAACAUCACAAAUGUGACAGAUGUCACCAGCUAUGUUUUCAGGGUCUCUGUGACCAGCAUCAUCAUUAUCGUGUUGUGUGGAGUCCUGAGCAAGAGCCUGGUCUUCACGGUCCUGUUGGCUGUGACACAGAGGUCAUUUGGACCCUAGGCCUGCGAACCCAUGAGAGUAACCUCUGACCUCAAUUUUGCCUGAGGAGGGGUGUGAGGAGGAAGGGAAGGAGGGACAGUGACAGGAGUUGAAUCUGUGACACAGGUUUUCUCUAAGGCUCAGGUCCCACCUUCCCAGCUCGGUUAAUUCACUAAUAACCUUGGGUGUGUGAGUUCGUCCCCUCAGAAGAGAAGAUUCGAUUGCAAACAUGCCCAUUCUACCAGCGGCUCCAGAUUUGCCUUAAAUAAAGACAGAGUCCAAUGCU